This is a messenger RNA of Chara braunii, 462 nucleotides long. The record is from the annotation of a GenBank genome assembly. NCBI's taxonomy places the organism in Eukaryota, Viridiplantae, Streptophyta, Charophyceae, Charales, Characeae.
CUACAGGGCAAGCUCACCAAAGUCUACUAUCCCCUCUUCCACCCAGUGGCAAACUUCCAUGAUAGGAUUCUCUGAGAGAUGGUUAAUGGAAGGCCCAAAAUAACAACACCUGUUAACCGUGUGUGUGAUGCUGCUGCUGCUGCUGCUGCUGAUGAUGAUGAUGAUGGAGACCAUGACGACGAGGAGGAAGAGGACAGUGAGAAUGAUUACGAUGAUGAUGCCGAUGCAGAAGAUGAUUACGAUGACUCUGACGCUGAUGUUGACUCUGACCCGGACGAUGACGAUGACAACGAUGAUGAUGAUGGAGACAAUGUCGAUAAUGGAGACAAUGAGGAGGAGGACGAGGACAGCGAGAACGAUGAAUGAUGAUGAUGAUGAUGAUGAUGAUGGAGACCAUGAUGAGGAGGAGGAUGAGGACAGAGAGUGAUGAGGGUGAUGUAGCAAUGAAGAUGACGGCGACGA